AACGCACACCUAGUGGGAGCGACUUGGCAUUAUGACGUCCUAUGUGACGUUUGCUACCAGGAAAUGAAUGUAAACAUAACAAUCGAAAGAGAAACGCAAAUGAAUUUGCAUAAUUCUACAAAAGAUCUCUCGAUGCUGGGUGCUAAAUACGACUUUGCAGCACGAGUUGAAAUUCAUGGUUAGCUGGAAUAUAUGAUUGCCAAUUCUAGAAGAGGUUAAACGCAGUAGCUUGGAGGCUGGCUAAUAGCUCAAUAAACCGCACUUCGGGGUGCAGAGAAUUUGCAAGAAGCUGAUGACACCUCGACAGAUGGUGUGCCAACCAGGAACAACCUAAUGGUGUUGUUGGAAACAUAUUGGUCCAAUUCACAUAGGUCCAGACAUGUUUGCCACAAGGCCACCUGAGGAAGAGUCCUCAGAGAUGGUGGAGGAGAUGGACACGUCAGAGGCUGUCUGGUGCUGGUAUUACCUAGCUGAGUGUGGAGUGUGGCACAUGUUUGAGAUUGAUCCAAGUGCUGCAUGCUCUGUGACCAGUGAGCAGAUAGAACAGAAUUACAGCAGGAAUCAACACGGUGUCAUGGAGUUUUACACCGCCAAGUACACCUACAGACUGGACUUCUCAGUCAUGAAGCAGAUCAAUGUCACGACCGGGAAACAACGGCCAAUCAAACGGGCCUUCCACUCUGCCACUGGCUUUAGGUUUAUUUGUGAUAAUCUGGCCCUGCCGGUGCCCUGCCACUGGGAGAGAAUAAAUACAGAUGAGCCUUAUCAGCUCGUUUCAUUGGCCAGAGACACUUAUGAGUUCAAGGAAGUGGUCAGACUCUAUGAAAGGACCAUGUGUCACCCUAUCAAAUCUAUUCAGAGGAUACAGAACCUGGAUCUGUGGGAGUUCUUUUGCAGGAAAAAACAACAAUUACGCAAGAUAAAGCGAGUUGUGGACAUUGAGGAGAAAAUGUUAUUUCAUGGCACUGGCCACAGCAACGUACAGGCUAUAUGCACAUAUAACUUUGACUGGCGGCUAACUGGGAGCCACGGGGACGUCUAUGGCAGAGGGAGUUAUUUCGCCCGAGACGCCAAGUAUUCCAGCAAAUUCUGCCUUACGACGGGGAAACAUAACUUUGCCUUGCAGAAGCACGGACUAGCCCCGCCAAUAUUUUCAAGCGAGCCUCCAUAUAAGACCAUGUUCCUGGCCAGAGUGCUGGUCGGCGAGUCCACGUUAGGCAACCCGCUCUUCUGCCGACCGCCAUCCAAGGACAUGAGCUACAGCAACUUCUUCGACAGCUGUGUGGACGACCUCGCCAACCCAAAGAUCUAUGUCAUCUUCGACUGCAACCAGAUUUACCCAGAGUAUCUCAUUGAGUUCUACUGACGCCUAUGGGUUGAUCAGGGACGUUAUUACACAAUGUACAGGGGAUGGACUUUUUUUUACCAGGACGGGAUUGGGAUUCAGAAACAUUGGGGGAAAGGUCGAGAGAGGAGGGUCUCAAUGGACGGCCAUGAUGACUUCCUGCUGUUUGAUACAAGGCCUGACUUGGACUUGGAUCAUAAGAAGUGCCUUAAUGGAUUACUAUGGCAGAACAAAGAAGUUGAUAGAAGAGGACUAUGCUUCUAUAAAAGCUGUAAAGUUUGUACAGA
This is a messenger RNA of Coregonus clupeaformis (lake whitefish), 1632 nucleotides long. Its product is annotated as protein mono-ADP-ribosyltransferase PARP11-like. Gene Ontology annotation, molecular function: NAD+ poly-ADP-ribosyltransferase activity. Bases 380 to 1366 code for a protein of 328 amino acids. NCBI's taxonomy places the organism in Eukaryota, Metazoa, Chordata, Actinopteri, Salmoniformes, Salmonidae. The transcript is spliced from 9 exons. The record is from RefSeq and is a predicted model, not a curated record.